Linum tenue is the source of this 1380-nucleotide messenger RNA. The record is from the annotation of a GenBank genome assembly. Lineage: Eukaryota; Viridiplantae; Streptophyta; Magnoliopsida; Malpighiales; Linaceae.
AUGGACUGGGUUUCCUUCCAAAACAAAGAAAGCUCCAUUCUUUCCACUACCCAAUUCCCACAACCGCCGCCCCCGCCGACACUCGCCGGCGGCGGCGUGUUCAACCUGGAGAACAAGGUCAGUCCGAGCAUUCUACUAAUCAUCAUAAUCCUCGCCAUCAUCUUUUUCAUCUCCGGCCUCCUCCACCUCCUGGUCCGGUUCAUGAUCCGACCCGGAUCCGUCGCCGGCCGAGGCGGCGACCGGGACUACGAGCUGGACAGCGUCACGGCGCUGCAGGGCCAAUUGCAGCAGCUGUUCCACCUCCACGACGCCGGCGUCGACCAGUCCUUCAUCGACACGCUCCCGAUCUUCCUCUACGACUCCAUCGUCGGCGGACCCCCCGACGACGAAAAGUCGGCACCUUUCGAUUGCGCCGUCUGCUUGUGUGAGUUCGCCGCCGCCGACAAGCUCCGGCUACUCCCGAAGUGCAGCCACGCAUUCCACAUGGAGUGCAUCGACACGUGGCUGCUGUCCCACUCCACCUGCCCUCUCUGCCGAUCCUCCCUCGUCGCCGACUUCUCCGCCGCUAACCACGGCGGCGGGAACGGAAGCAACAACCCCCUCAUCCCCUGUUCUCCGAUCGUUCUGGUCCUCGAAUCCGGCAGCGAGAGAAGCUCGCGAGAAAUCGAAAACAGUAACACCCUCGGAAGGACUAAUUCCAUCGGCAGCGCUUGUUCGUUGGUGGGUUGCCAAGGGGACAAAGAAUCGGGCUCCUGUCGGGUCGAAAUUCCGCCGCCGGAGGCGGAAACCGGAUCUGGGUCGGGUCACGACCGGGUCCUCAGGGUCAAACUGGGGAAAUUCAGAAACGUGGAAGCCAGCGGAAGCGGUAGUGGCGAUGAUACUGUGAGGAGAUGCUAUUCGAUGGGAUCGUUUCAGUACGUGAUGGACGAGAGCUCUUCACUGCAAGCUCCGAUAAGGUUUUCGCCGGCGGCCGCGGGCAAGAAGAGGAACCCUGCAACAGGUCGGCCUGCAAUGUCGGUCUGCGGGUGCGAAUCGGCGAGGGAGUUCGGCCAAUUCGGUGAAGGGAACGCGAGCAUUGUACCGGCGGGGAACGGGGGUAGAGAAAGCUCCUCGAUUUCGAAGAUUUGGACGAGAGGAGGCAAGAAGGGUGAAGGAAAACAGGGGAUUUCGGAAACAGGGGAAUUGAGUUCGAGGAGGACAGCAGUUUCUUUCAGGUUUCCGGUCAGCAGCGAAUUGGGAUUUUCCGGUGAACAGAGCUGCGGCAGUAGUGGACGGGAAUUGGGAGAUGGAAAGACGCCAUCUUUUGCUAGGAGGACUUUGCUCUGGCUUGCCGGGAAGCAGAACAAGGUGGUUCAUUCAAAUUUCACUCCAGAUGUUUAG